AUGGCAAUGACCACUCCCGUUCAGAUGGACAAGAGCACAGGCACGAUGUCGUUCAUCAUGCCCAGCAAGUACUGGGGCGACGGCCUCGCGGAGGCCCCACCGCCGGCCGAGGAUGCCGGCGUUGCGCUACAGGCUCGGGACGGCGAGCAGGUGGCUGUCAGCACCUUUGGUGGCUACGCCGUGGGGUCCGUGGUGGCCAGAAAGACUGACGAACUCUUAGCCUCGGUCGCGCAGAGCGAGGAUUGGGAGCUGGUGGAGAACACAACGCGGCUGCUGCAGUACAACGAUCCUUUUACGGUACCCUGGAAGCGUCGGAACGAGGUGAGUGUGCCCGUCCGGCGGCGUGAAGUCCAGGUGACUUGA
This is a messenger RNA of Symbiodinium pilosum, 363 nucleotides long. NCBI's taxonomy places the organism in Eukaryota, Dinophyceae, Suessiales, Symbiodiniaceae. The record is from the annotation of a GenBank genome assembly.